AAAUGAAAAAAGCACCAAAAUUAAUUAAAUGUGUUAUCAACAAUGUAGAUAGAGGAAAAGCAAAAAAUUGUUAAAUCUGUAAUCAAUCUUUUUCUGCCCUUUCUGUAAAAGAGCAUUAAUGUAAAAGGUAAUAUAUGAUUUUAUAUAUCAUUAAGAUGUAAAAGGGCAGUAUGUGAAAAAUGUUCACCUCACAAAGCAUUCACAAUUAUAGAUGGUGUUCCAUCAAAAGCUACACAUAGAUAAUGCAGUUAUUGCAAAGAAGAAAGUGAAUAAUUAAGAAAGUUUAUUAAUCAAUACAAAAUUAUAUUCAUGGAAGAUACAUUUUCAAAAUAAUGGUUGAAAUCAUUUGGAAGUAGUGUUGAAUAAGCUAAUUUAGUAUUUAAUAUUUAAUUUUCAGGAUUUUGAUUAAUCUUAAAGAGAAUAGAACAACCAAAACAAUAAAGAAGAAAGUUCGAAAAUGAAAAUUGAAUUACCAUAAGUAUUUUAGGAGAUUGUUCACUUUAAAAAUUAUUCACUAUCAGAAUUCUUUUAUUUAGUAAUAAAAGAUUUUGAUAUUACUUUAAUUUUAGAUUCAAUUAAUCGAGUUCUUGGAACAUUUUUGAAAAUAUACCCAGAAGUUGGUUAUGUACCUGAUUAAGUUUUUUUAACUUUAUUUUUACUGUGUUUUUGUAGUGAAGCCUCAGCUUAUCAAAUUUUGGUAUUUAUUUAUUCACAUAUUAUUCCACAAUAUUCUUAUCCUUUGAGUUUAAGAAAGGAAAAAUGUGAAUACUUUACAGAAAUAGAUAAGACAAUGUUAGUAUUAACUUAGUCAUUCAAAAUAAGUUCUUAAGAUUCACCUUAUGUGAAAACAUUUCUAAGAUAUAGAUUGGCUCGUUACAUAUAAUCGUUUACAAUUAAUUUCUUUUUAUUUGAAACAACUUUCUUUAUCAUUAACUAGCUAUUUUUGUAACCAUAAAGUGCUUAUGAUGAUUUGACUAAAUAUUUAGCAUCUGCAUAUAAUAUAUAGAUAUAAAUCUUUCGAUAGUAAUCAUAAGAUGAUAUUGAAUUAAUAUUAUUAAGAAAUGUACGUUCUGCAAAAAUUUAGGAUGGAUAUUUCUUAACUAAAUAAGUUGAUUUUUCCAAAAUUAUUCCAGCAAUCUAAAAAUCUAAUAGCAGUAUAUCAGCAAGACAACAAUCAUUUAUACAAGAGAAAGAUUAAGAAGCAGGUAUUAAAUAUUAAGAAUAAAUUAUUAUAUUGAAAAAUGAAAUUGAGAGGCUAUAAAAAGUUAACCAAGAAUAAUCAAACAAAAUUGAGAAACAAAAAUUAGAGAUAGAAAAUUUAGAAUUAAAGUUAGAAUAAACAUCAUAAUUUAUAUCUUUAUAUAAGUCUCCAGAAAAAGAUAUUAAUUUGGAUUAAUAUAUUUCUUAUCAAGAUGAAGAAUUAUAAAGCCUUAGAAGAGCUACAUAAUAAUAAAAAUAAAAUAACUAGGAUUUUGAAAAACAAUAAUUGUAGGCCUAUAUUAAAAAAUUAGAGUCUUAAGUAUUUAUUGAGUAUAAAGCAAAUAUACAACUUAAAGAAUAAUUAGAAUAAUAGUAAUUAUCGAAAAGUUAUGCAUCUACAGCUAGUUAAGAUUAGUAUGAAUAGGAGAUUUUAGAAAAAAACUUCUAAAAAUACAAAAGAAAGUAUGAAAAAUUAAAAGCCAAAUAAUAAAAUUUAGAUUAAAAUUAAAAAUCUAAAAAAGAUUAAGGCCUUAUUACGGAUCUAGAAGCUAAAUUACAAUUAAAAGAUAAAUAAAUUUCUGAAUUAGAGUUAAAAUUAAAUAAAAACAAAUUUGAUACAACUGCUUAAAUUGUUGAAUUAGAAAGUUCGAUUGAACAAUUAGAAAAGUAAAAUAAGUUGUAUAAAAAAUCAAUUUAAGAUCUUGAAAAUAAAUAAUCAAGUUUAUAUAAAUAAGAUAAUAGUUUGGUUUUAACAUUAUAAAGAUAAAUCUCAGAUACAUAAAAUGAAUCAAAUUUAUAGCUUAGAUAAACAUAAGAUAGAUUUAAUCAGCAAAUACAAUCACUUAAAUAACAGUUAUAAAAAGAAUAAAAAGACAGAUUUUUAGCGGAAUAACAAUUAAAAGAUUUGACAUUAAAAUUAGAAACAUAAGAAAAAUAAUAAAAAAAUACAAUUACGCAAAAUAUAAAUAAUAAUUAAGAUAUUUUUAAAGACAAAGAGUAAUCGAAAGAUUUUUAGUAAAUUUAAACAUAAUUAAAAGAGUAGGAAGAAAAAUAUUAAUAAUUAAAAUAAAAACAUUAUGCUCAUUUAUAAAUGAUGAUUCAAGUAGAAAAGGAUAAAUUAGUAAAUCCAGAAAUUUAAAUAAGUCUUCUAAAUAGUUAAGAAAAAGAAAUUAAUGCAUUAUAAGAAAAAUUGGAGAAAAAGAAGAGUAAAAUUAGAUAAUUUAAAUAAAAAGAAAAAGCUUGGAUGAAAAUAAAUUAAGAUAAUGUUGUUAAAAUUAAUGAAACAAUAGAUAGUAAAUAGAUUGAAGAAUUAAUAACUAAAAUAAUUAUAUUAUUGAAUUUAGAUGAUAAAAUUUAAAAAAACAAUAUAAAUGAUUAAGCAAUAUCUUUAUUAAUAGAGAAAAUUAGUCAUUUAAUUGAGAAAUAAACAGAAUUUUCAGAGGAUUUCUCAAAUAUUUUUGAGGAUAGUUAAUUUGUAAAAAAGUUAAAUGAAUUGAUUGAGUAAGUUGAAGAUUCCUUUGUUUUUGAUUACAAUUCAUUAAAUUUAUUGAUUGAAAAAAUAAAUAGUGUUUUUUAACGAAUUAAUUCUACUAAAAAAAAAAUACUCUAGAUAUUUAAACAGACAUUCGAUUAAAAUGAUUUAAAUUAAAACCCAAAUUUAGACAUUGUAAUAUUAUAAUUAUAAUAAAAACUAUAAUAAUUUUAAAUCGGCAAAGAAGAAUUAGAAUCAAGAAUUUAAUAAUUAUAAUUAUCAAAGAAUAAAUACUUAGAAGUAUAGGAGGAAUCUAAAAGAGAAAAGAAGAUUUUAUAAGGAGUAAGAGAUAUAAUUAUAGAUUUACCUAUUUUUUCUCCUUCUGAAGUAUUUUCUUUUUCAGAAUAGAAGUUUAAAAACAAAUAAAUUGAUUAAGAAGAUGCCAAAUUAAUUCUUGAAGUAAGAAAUCAAUAAAUAACCACAUUAAAAAUGAUUUUAAUUGAAAAAUAAAAUCAAUUGGAAACUCUUAAUAAUGGAAUGAUUAAAUUAAAGGAUUUGAUGAGCAAUUAUUUUGUUCAAAUAAUGAAGUGA
Molecule: messenger RNA, 3262 nt
Organism: Paramecium sonneborni
Lineage: Eukaryota; Ciliophora; Oligohymenophorea; Peniculida; Parameciidae
Source: the annotation of a GenBank genome assembly